AUGAAUCGAAUUGAGGGGCAGAUAGACGAGCAGGCCAAGUUGGCAAAACAGGCGCUGUCAUGGAUCGUGUGUGCCAGGCGGCGGUUGAGGAUUACAGAGCUGGAGCACGCUUUGGCAGUGGAGAUUGGCGAGCCAGCAUUCGACCCGGACAAUAUGUCAGGAAUUGAUCACGUUGUCUCGCUAUGUGCUGGCCUGGUCACGGUGGAUAGGGAAAGCAACACGGUCCACUAUACCACGCAGGAAUAUUUUCAGCGGAGUUGGCAGGGUUGGUUUCCCGCCGCGCAUCGGGAUAUUGCCAUGACAUGUGUGACAUAUCUGUCUUAUGACGCUUUCGAAGACGUGAUAGCUCAUGAUAUUGAGCAUGGACAGGCAAAAGGAUAUUGGGCAUUCAUGACGAAAUUUUGCCUGUAUGAUUAUGCCUGUCGAAACUGGGGCCACCACGUUCGAGAACAGCCGGUGCCAGACACCUUGGUUAUGCGAUUACUGAAAGACGACACAAAGGUGGUCAUGUGUGCACAGCCACUUAAGAUGCCCUUGGGUAUUGUGAUCCCGGAAGGAAAUCAGGAUCCUUCGAAGUCUGUCAAGGGCAUAUUCGUCGCAGCUUAUUUCGGACUGGACGCUGCGGUCAAGAUUAUCCUCGAAGGUGAUCCCGCAAACGCCAAACUAAGACACUCCGGAGGCCGCACGCCGCUGUUCCAUGCCACUGAUAGUGGCCGAGAGUCAACGGUGAAAUUGUUACUUGACAAGGGCGCUGGCCCCAACUCGGAUGGUUACGGCUAUUCUCCCCUGAUGCGCGCCAUAGAAAAUAGACACCUACAAAUUGCGUGGAUAUUUUUAGAAAGAGGAGCAGACCCUGGGACUCCAAAGGCUUUUCCCAGCUACUCUGCCGAUCAGAGGUCAUUUGGGUCAUCACAGUCUCCUCUUUCAUUGGCAGUAAGGCAGGGGUGGGGGGACAUGGUCGGUAUUUUAUUAAAACUAGGUGCCGACCCGAACUUCCAGAAUUGGCUCGGCGAGAGUCCACUGUCACUGGCAAUGAGUCUGGGAAAGGGGGAAAUUGUCAGUCUUCUGAUCCAAAGCGGUGCUUCCAUGUCUUUGACGAGGAGGAUAUGGAGAUUAAAGAUGCUUUUGAGUCCGUGA
Aspergillus glaucus CBS 516.65 is the source of this 1137-nucleotide messenger RNA. Its product is annotated as ankyrin repeat domain-containing protein. Lineage: Eukaryota; Fungi; Ascomycota; Eurotiomycetes; Eurotiales; Aspergillaceae. The record is from RefSeq and is a predicted model, not a curated record. The coding region runs from base 1 to 1137 and encodes 378 amino acids. Gene Ontology annotation, cellular component: nucleus; cytoplasm. Gene Ontology annotation, molecular function: protein binding. The transcript has a single exon.